Messenger RNA from Chelonia mydas (Green sea turtle), 10236 nucleotides. RefSeq lists its product as uncharacterized. The transcript has 4 exons. Gene Ontology annotation, cellular component: membrane. Gene Ontology annotation, molecular function: signaling receptor activity. Gene Ontology annotation, biological process: adaptive immune response. The coding region runs from base 597 to 1235 and encodes 212 amino acids. Lineage: Eukaryota; Metazoa; Chordata; Testudines; Cheloniidae. The record is from RefSeq and is a predicted model, not a curated record.
CCUUUAGCAUUCUAGGGCUAACAUACCUGUUUUCCCAGACCCUCCUGCAGCCGUCUGGCCUGACUUUGUCACAACAGCAAUAGACAUUGAAAAGGAUGCAGAAGUGGGAAUGAAGGUGGAGUGAACCAUCUGACCUUGUACAUUAGAUGAUGUGGGAAUAAACUGAACUGGAUUCAGCCCUGGUACAAGUGGGUGCAAGACCCACUGAAGUCAGUGGUGCCUCACCUAUUACAGCAAGGUGGAACGUGGCCUUCCAAUGGCACAAACCUGCAAGGCUCUGAGCACUCCUAUGCGGUACAGGGGGACCUGUGCUCUAGCUAACUUCAGUGGGAGUCAAGAGAGCUCAGUGCAUAGGUGAACUGAGCCCUACAAACACCGAUGGUUUGGGGUUUUUUCCCCCGCAUCAGCACUUUUUCAAAACUAGCUCAUGCAGUGGUGUUUGUGCUUCUCUGUUUGUUACUGAUGUGGUUGACAGCCAGCAGACACGGGUUCAGCGUCACAGGAGAAACAGCUCAUCAAGCUCUGCCUUUCUUCACUUGACGUUGGGUGGGAUUUUAUGCAGUAGCACAGAAAUCUAGCUCCAAAGGUUUGUGAAAAUGCCCUGGACACCAGCUCUUCCAGCUGCGUUUCUGCUCUUCCUGCUCUUCCAGAGUACCCCAGCCCAGAAAGGUGUGACACAGGAGCCAGCUAUUCUCAUAGUUAAUGAAGGAGAGUCGGUCAACAUAACCUGCUCCGUUACUAACAAGGGGAUGCUAGUAGGGAUGUAUUUGAAAAGAGAAGUUGUAAAUGCCAUGGAAGUGCUAUACAUCGAAAAUAAUAGUCAUACCAGUACCGUAGACUUUCACUACAAAGACCGCAUCGAGAUCUCCUUACUCAGGACAGAAAUGAGGAUAACGCUACACCGGUUGCAGAAAAAUGACACUGCUGUAUAUGUCUGUAGUGGGAGCACGCUAGAAAAUUUCGAGCCCCGUAAUGUGUUGAGCCAUGGCACCAUAUUGGUGGUGAAAGAAAUGGAGCAGGCAGAGUGCUGUGUGGCUUCCUGGGUGCCCUAUGUCCUUUCCUUCAUGGUUUUGAUCUCGGUUUCUGCGCUGGGAUACCUCAUUCUGUCUCACAUCGAUAUCAAGAAACACUGCCAAGAAGGAAAGAAAAAGCAAGCAAAUACGGUGUACGAAGACAUGUCCUACACCCGUAGGGUCAACACCCUGGCCACAGGCAACUCUUAUAGCAAUUAUUAGCAAGCUCUUGCCAGCUGAGGCAGUGUGGACAUCAGCAGCUCCUUCUCCAUGUGCUUGAGCUAGAAAGGCUGACAUCUGACAGUCAUUCCCUUUAGUGAAAAGAAAAAAAUACCUGCCUUGUGUCCUGUGCAAUAUUUCUGCUUAUUUCACUCAAUUGUGAAGACCACUUUGGGGUGGGGGGCAGGGAGGUUACUUACAGAAAAUGUAGAGAAAUGAGUGCAUCCCUGAGUGUCUGAGUGUGUGCUGGGGAAGGUGGCAUUAGAUGCUGCAGUGUAUGAUGCAACACCUGCCCUUGCUCCGCCCGUUAGUGAUGCUCACAGCCCCCAAUGAAGCAUGUGAGAGAAGUUGUGUUGGGAGCACGGGGAGGCACUCAGGCCCAGAUCCACAAAGGGACUUAGGCACCUCUAAGUCCCGGUUUAGGUGCCACUGAGAUCCAUAAAACCUCCACUCAGCUUCACCUAACCCUGUAGGUGCCUAAAUGUGCUCAGCACCUGAUUUUGCAGUAAAAGUUCCCUGGGCACCUAAGUUCCUCUGGGCAAGGGCGCACCUGCCUCUCUCUUGGUGUCUGGCCACCUAAGCCCCAGAGCAAUCCAAGAACUAAGGGAAGAUAGGUGCUCCUCCACCUAUCUUACCUAUGGGACCUGAUCCAAUAGGCGUGCUCAGGCCUUACCUACUGGAUUGGGUCCCAUAGAAAAUCUGGCUGGAGGAAAGUGGUGGUGCUGGUGCCUACCUUAUAACAUUCAGCCCAGUGGUUAGCUCACUUUACCGGUAUGUGGGCAACCUGGGUUCAAUCCCCCUCUUUGCUUGAGGGGAAGAAAGGAUCUGAACAGAGAUCUCCCGCAAGUGCACGGACUACUGAGUUAUGGGAUAUGCUGAUGCGGGACUCUCUCCUGUGAAACCUGUUCCAUUUUGAAUAAAUACUUAGUACUUGGGAGAGAAAAUGGCUCUGCAGAUGGGUGUUUAGAGCACGCAGUUCCCCUGCUCCAGUGAUUGUAACUAGUUAUCCACCAUGUAAGAGCUUCAACAGGAGAAAGCGAGGGAGCCCAACAACAGACCUCUUCUAUGGCUCAGUGGUUAGAGCACUCUCCUGCGAGCUGGGUGACUCCUCUUCAAAUCCUUUCUCUCCCUCAGGCAGGGUGGGGGGAAUUGAACCUGGGUCUCCCAUGCCACAGCUAAGUGCUCUAAAGUUAGGUGGUAGACACUGCCUCCUCCCGUGGCUAUUUUGCGUGGGCUGAGGCAGGUGCCCAACUCAUUCUCCCAAGAAACAACGUAGGCACCUAAGCUGCCUGACUCCAGGCAGCUGGUUCCUAUUCAUGGAUCACUAGCAGAAAUAGCAGCCUGGACAUAGACACCUAUCUCUGGGAGAGAGGUAGGGGUUAGCACACCUGCCUUUUGUCAGCAUCUCCUAUUGGCUAGCUGAGGUGGCUCCCUGCCUAGCAUACUGGCUUUUGUAGAGCUCAUUCUAAGGUGCCUCUCUCUCCGCAUGGGAGCUUAGGCACCUAACUCAGGCUGUGUGGAUUGCAGUGUUGUUCUGUGAUUUUCUAGGUACCUAAACAUGGGGUGUUGCUAUACUCCGCACCGUAACGCCUGAACCCAUGAGGUAGGCUUCAGACACCAUGAUGAUGCACAUCUAUAUAAAAACAUAGUGGAUAAAUAAAUAGAUGGAUUCCAGUAUUUGCAACAAAGCACAAGUAGCUGGGUAAGUGGGUUUUGUGUAAUCUAAGUAUUAAAGCAGAGGCAAUUCCUCAGAACAGCAUUCAAAACCCAUUUGUGAAAUGGCAAAAUACAAAUGUAAAGAGCCUGUCUAACACCCCUGUAGUCAUUGACUAUCCCACAGGGAUGAAGUUGGACCUACAGUGUAUAUGACUGGUCUUGCUUUAGGGUAAUAGCCAGAUGGCUGGGAUUCUUGCAUUAAAUUCAGGAAAUGGUGAGGUUUUCAGGUCCAUGAUAUCACAGAAGCUGCUGUCCCUCUUUCUGGUUCUUUGUCUGUUUAAUGUAGGUUAUUACACAACACAGCUCAGUAAACCCACCUCAGUGAUGCUGCACUGUACAAUGACUUUCAAAAGUCAGCUAGCCUGGACCACAAUCAAUAGCUAGACAUCUGACCAGGGAGUGGAUGAGCCUGGGCCAAAAUCACUCUAGGAUAUUUACCUUUCUCUUGGUAACAUGAGUUUGAAAACUCAGUGGGGUGAAUAAAAAGCUAUAUUAGCUCUGUAAUGGCUUAUAUAGACCUGUCCAUUGGUUAGCAGGGAAGGAUUUAAUCCUCUUUCUCUCUGGCUAGAGGACAGACCACAGCUGUCUGCCUUGAGUGCAGGGAGAUCCAGAGUUGGCUCAGCUGUGAGGAAUUAAUUAAUUACCCCCAGCCCCAGCACAGUAUAAAACAGGGGAAGUGGGCCUGAUAUUUGUUAUUGGAUUCAGGGUGUUUAGGAAGGAAGUUAAUGAAGGAAAAUGGUCUUUAAAGUUUUUUUUUUUUGUGCUUUGUAUUUGAUUGAGGGAAGCUGUCUUGUAUUUGGUCUGCAAAGGGGGCAAGAUAUUCUUUAUCUUGGUGGUAUAUUUCUAUUUCGCAUUACAAAUUUGUUCAGAGAGCACCGGUCUCUUUUCUCAGUUAGCACUGUGGGUGCUCAGCACUUCUGAGAACUGGACCUGAAGUGUCCCAACUUGGGCACCCGCAAUCAGGGGCUGCUUCUGCAAAUCUUGGCCUUAGUAUCUCUCUAUGUUGUAACCAUGGAGCAAUGCACAAUAGAGCAGGGGUUCCCAAACUGAGGGUUGGGACCCCUCAGGGGGUCGUGAGGUUAUUUCCUGUGGGGUCACGAGCUGUCAGCCUCCAACCCAAACCCCACUUCGCCUCCAGUGUUUAUAAUUGUGUUUAAAUAUAUUUAAAAGUGUUCUUCGUUUAUAAGUGGGGGGUCACGCUCAAAGGCUUGCUGUGUGAAAGGGGUCACCAGUACAAAAGUUUGAGAACCACUGCAAUAGAGUGUGUGGGUGAGGAAAUAUAUUAGCUAUUGAAGACAGAAGUUUUUGUUUGUUUUUUUCCUGUAAUAGACGACAGAUAAGCAGGGGCUUGUUUACUCACCACAGUAUUUCCUGUCAUCUAGAAGGUGCCAAAAAGACACAUUGUGAGACAUUAGGGAGGAGAGAGGGUACUGAGAGAGAAUUUUUGGUUAGGCAACAAGCUGUAACUACAGCAGAGUGGCUGAUUGAAUUGGUGUCUCAUCAAAGACAUUCCCAACUGUUUUGUCACUUUUGCAUGAGUAGAUUAUUGAAUAUUCAGUAUAUUAUUGCAUGGCUAUAGUCAGCAUGCUGUACUCACAUAUCUGCAAUAUUCAUUUGUAUGUGUGUUAUGUGACUGUCAGCUCAGAUCCUGUAAUCCUUACCCAGGCAGAGCUCCCGUUGCAUUCACUGGAAGUUUUCCCUGAGUAGGAACUACAGAACUGGGUCCAUAAUAUUUAAUAUUUUACUGUGUAGUUGUUGGAAAAAUACCAAAUCCACUGGUCAAACUUUAAAUGUGUAUGAAAUGCUACAUGCACAUUUAUGAAGAGGGCUUUACACAUUUCUUUUUGUAUCCACAUUUUUUUCAGUUUCUAUAUCUUUUCAUGUCCUUUACAAAUUAACAUUAUAGAUACUGAUUUAGUUUACUUUUAGGCUAGUUUGACAGUUUCCUGCAAAGCACAAUAAAAUCUAUAGCAGACACUGCCUCUAACACUCAAUUCCCAUUGUUAAGGUAGCAUUGGAAAAUAUUGUCCAGUACAUGAUUUUCAAUUUAGAGUAAAUUGGUGAAGAAAUUUGAGGGGAGGAACUGCUCACCUUCUGAGUGCAGCUUUUACCUGCUUAAGCAAAAAUCAUCAAAUAUCAGGUUGAUGGAGAUGGGAAGAAAUAAAAUAGACAACUACAAUUUUGCAUGACCUUUGAAUAACCAUAUGUCUGUUGGUUAGUGGCAGUUGCUUAGAACGCUUUUCAUUGUAUUUUGCUGGAUUUAUGUGCACUGUCCUUACUCAGUGCACUGGCUGGGGCUUUGUGCAGAAAGCCUCUUACAAGAACCAUUCCUCUAAUGUCUGACAGGCCUCAGACCAGCCCUUGGGCUCUGCACAGGGGUACCUGACGCACAGCAGCCCUUCCGAUUUACAGAAGUGAGAAGUAAAACCAAGACCGCAGGGGAGCUAUGACCUCAGUGAGCCAGCUCUUCAAAAUAUGCCUGGGUGAGGUAAAGGAAGGAGCUAAUGAACCACACACCAAGGCUGAAGAAAUGCUUGUACUUUACCAUUGGGAGAGGAGAAUAUGCCAUAACCAGUGGGGACCAGCUGUUUUUUUACACCAGUCUCAAAGCCUCCCCGGUCUGUCUGCUGUGAUUCCCAGAAGUGACACUUCUGUUAGUAUGUACAAUACAGUGAUGGCCUGGGCCUACCCAGAUAGAUAGGGGGCAUCUGAUGUCUGAGGAGGAUCCAUGAAGAGUCCCGGGGGACUUGGCUUCAUGACCUCUCAAGCAGAAACUGCUCUGCAUAAAGGCAGCAUGUUCCUGUGGACAUUGGUGGGGCUCUUGAGCCCUGGACCCCCCACAUAAAUGUGACAUGUGGGAACAAGUUCUUCUGACCCUGAGGCCAGACAGGCCUUCAUCUGAGGUGAACGGUGAUGUGCUGCCAAUCACAUGACGAGGAGAAUUCCACAGAAACGUUCCCCUUCCUGCCUCAGCGCAGGGCAAACCCAGUGUCUCAGGAGUGCUUGGGCUGGAAAGGGGAGGAGUGCAGGGCUGGGGAAUCAAUUGCUGGGUGUUCCCAUUGGAACAAGACUGCUCUCUCACCACUAGAGCCAAAGAGGGAGGCAGCAGCACACAGCAAACAGGCUUGUCGUCUGGGCCACACGCUGGCAGUGUUUAUAGUUUGUUCCUCAGAAACAUGAUGGUGUAGCACAAUGGAGUGUUGUGUAGUGCAGAAGCAUGGGCCGAUGGGCAGGGCAAUCGCUUAGGACUUGAGAGACCUAGAUUCAAGUCCCUGUGCUUGGCCGCAGACUUCCUUACGGUCCCACAGCAAAUGGCUCUUACAAAACUACUCAAGAUAGUUAAGUCCUACGCAGACUGCAAAGAGCUACAAAAGAAUCGCACAAAACUGGGUGACUGGGCAACAAAAUGGCAGAUGAAAUUCAAUGUUGAUAAAUGCAAAGUAAUGCACAUUGGAAAAUAUAAUCCAAACUAUACAUAUAAAAUGAUGGGGUCUAAAUUAGCCGUUACCAUUCAAGAAAGAGAUCUUGGAGUCAUUGUGGAUAGUUCUCUGAAAACAUCCACACAAUGUGUAGCGACAGUCAAAAAGGCGAACAGAAUGUUGGGAAUCAUUAAGAAAGGGAAAGAUAAUAAGACAGAAAAUAUCCUAUUGCCGCUAUGUAAAUCCAUGGUACGCCCACAUCUUGAAUACUGUGUGCAGAUAUGGUCAUCCAUUCUCAAAAAAGAUAUAUUGGAAUUGGAAAAUGUUCAGAAAAGGGCAACAAAAACGAUUAGGGGUAUGGAACGGCUGUCAUAUGAGGAGAGAUGAGUUAAACUGGGACUUUUCAGCUUGGAAAAAAGAUGACUAAGGGGAGAUAUGAUAGAGAUCCAUAAAAUCGUGACUGAUGUGGAGAAAGUAAAUAAGGAAGUGUUAUUUACUCCUUCUCAUAACACGAGACCUAGAGGUCACCCAAUGAAAUUAAUAGGCAGCAGUUUUAAAAAAAACAAAAGGAAGUAUUUUUUUCACACAACACAGUCAACCUGUGGAACUCCUUGCCAGAGGAUGUUGUGAAGGCCAAGACUAUAACAGGGUUCAAAAAAGAACUAGGUAAAUUCAUGGAGGAUAGGUCCAUCGAUGGCUAUUAGCAAGGAUGGGCAUGGAUGGUGCCCCUCCCCUCUGUUUGCCAGAAGCUGGGAAUAGGCGACAGGGGAUGGAUCACUUGAUGAUUACCUGUUCUGUUCAUUUCCUCUGGGGCACCUGGCAUUGACCACUGUCAGAAGACAGGAUACUAGGGUAGAUGGACCUUUGGUCUGACCCAGUAUGGCCGUUCUUCUGUUCCUUAAGCUUCUAGCAUGGUUUUGGACCCUGUAAUAAUAAAAACGAAUAAGGCAUCUUUGUGCUGGUUAACAACUGUGUGCAGAGAGGAGCUGGCUCCAGCAGGCCUCCCUCCCCCCAAACUUCUCUUUGAAAUGAGAGGAGGAUUCUAGCAAACCUCUGGCAGUGCAUCACUGGCCUCUCCUGUCUUUAUCUAUUGAUCUAACCUGGCUAGAGCAUCCCCCCUGUGACGUGGGUGGAAGCAGGAAACCUACAUGCUGUGUUGAUUCACUACAAGAUUUCAAAGCUUUUCCAUUUAAGGAAUGGACAAAUUAACCCAAGUUGUUACCAGCUGAAUUUAAACAAUUCUCCCUAAAUGUAACCUGGAAAUCCUGUCCCUGCAGUCCCUGUGCUGUGUGGAGCGGGGUGCACCGGCACCUGCCUGGGCAGGUGUCAGUGGAGUGCCCACACAGGCUUCAGCAGGGUUAAGCAAGAGACAUACUCUCUGCACUGAGCUCCAGGGAGCCUUGCUCUCUCCUGCUUCUACUGGACAGCAAAGCUCGCUCAACUGCAGAGGGGGCAACUCCUUUGUAGUUCCUUCCUUCCUUCCUCCCUCCCUCAACAGUGCUGUUAUUAUCUAGUACCAAGUUAUGUAACUGUACAGCUCAAAGGGAUACACCGGCAUACAAAAGGAAAGUGUAUUAAUACUGGGGGUGAAUGAACUCUCUUGGUGCUGCUAUAACCCAUCCCUGAAGCACAUGGAAAUACUUCAGCAGAGCAACUGCUUUGCCAUUCAAAGGGACCAGAUUGCAGCAGCUGGCAAGUAUUUUCCAAAAGUUCCCUAGCUGAGGAGGCGACCCCCUUUCUCCCUACAAGGCUCCACUGAAUUUUAAAUGACUCAGGUGGAACCCUCUGCUGUCCUGACUACACUCAAUGUAUUGCGGUCAGGAAAAAAGUCUCAGGAAGUAACCUGGGGGAUAGCCAUUUCAGACUUGAUUCUGACAACACAGAAGAAUUGGUUGUGAAUCUGAAGGUGGAAGGCAGUUUGGAUUAAAGUGAUUGCAGGGGUGCUGGAACAAUUUUUAUAGUGGGGGUGCUGAGAGCCCUGGAACCAAACUGUAAACCCUAACACGGCUGCUACUCUGAAACCUGUAUACGAUGGAAACCUCUUCAAGCCAGAGGGUGCAGCAGCACCCCCCGUACUCCUAGUUCCAGCACCUAUGAGUGAUCGUCAAAUGACAGAUUUCAUCAUUCUAAGGAAGUGAAGGAGUGGGAAUAGCAUAAUAAGGACAAUGGACUCCAAAAAACCAGACUUUAGCAAACUCAGAGAAAUGGUAGGUACUUUAGGAAGAAAAUCUAAGGGAUAAAGGAGUUCAGGAGACUUGGCAGUUUCUCAAGGAGACUAUAUUAAAGGCACCACUGCAAACUAUCCUGAUGUGAAGGAAGAGUAGUAAGAAGCCAAUAUGGCUCCAACAGGAAAAAAAAAAUUUAAUGACUUGAAAAUCAGAAAAGAAUCCUACAAUAAGUGGAAAUGUGGACAAAUUGCUAAGGAGGAGUACAAAAGAGUAGCACAAGCAUGUGGGGAAAAAUCAGGAAGGCUAAAUGAGUUACAUCUAGCAAGGGAUGUAAAAAGCAAUAAGAAGAGGUUCUUUAAAUAUAUUAGGAGCAAAAGAAAGAGGAAGGAAAGUGUAUGUCCUAUACUUAGUGAGGAAGGAGAGCUAAUAACGGAUGACAUCAAGAGGGCUGAGGUAUUUACUAGCUAUUCUGCUCAAAAAAGUUAAUGGUAACUAGGUACUCAACAUAAUUAAUAUUAACAGCAAGAGGGAAGGAAUGCAAGUCAAAAUAGGGAAAGAACAAGUUAAAGAAUAUUUAGAUAAGUUUGAUGUAAUCUAAUUGGCUUGAUGAAAUUCAUCCUAGGAACUAGCUGAAGCAAUUUUGGAAUGGUUAGCAAUUACCUUGGAGAACAUACGGAGGAUGGGUGAGAUCCCAGAGCACUGGAGAAGGGCAAACAUAGAACUUAUCUUUAAAAAGGAUAACAAAGAGAACCCAGGGAAUUAUAGACCAGUCAGCCUUCCUUCAAUACCUGGAAAGAUACUGGAACAAAUUAAUAAACAAUCAAUUUGUAAGCACCUAGAGGAUAGUAGGUUAUAAAAAACAGCAAGCCUGGAUUUGUCAAAAACAAAAUAUGCCAGACCGACCUAAUUUCCUUCUUUGACGGAGUUACUGGACUUGUGGAUAAAGGGGAAGGGGGCAAUAUAUCUUCAUUUUAGUAAGGCUUUUGACACAGUCCCACAUGACAUUCUCAUAAACAAACUAGGGGAAUAGGGUCUAGAUAAAAUUACUAUAAGGUGGGCAUACAACUGUUUGAAAAACCAUACUCCAAGUAGUUAUCAAUAGUGUGCUGUCACACUGGGAGGACAUAUCUUGUAGGGUCUCACAGGGGUCAAUCCUGGGUCUUGUACUAUUCAAUAUUUUAAUUAGUGACUUGAAUAAUGGAGUGGAAAGUGUGUUUAUAAAAUUUAUGGAUGACACUAAACUGGGAGAGAUUGCAAGCACUUUGGAGGACAGGAUUAGAUUUCAAAAAGACCUUGACAAAUUAGAGAAUUUGUCUGAAAUCAACAAGGUGAAAUUCAAUAAAGAUAAAUGCAAAUUACUACACUUAGGAAGGAAAAAUCAAAUCCACAAUUACAAAAUGGGGAAUAAUUGGCUAGGUAGUAGUAAUGCUGAGAAGGAACUGGGAGUUACAGUGGAUCACAAAUUGAAUAUGACUCAACAAUGUGAUGCAGUUAUAAAAAAGGCUAAUAUCAUUCAGGAGUGUAUUAACAGGAGUAUUGUAAUUGUUUUGCUCUACUGGAGACUGGUGAGGCCUCAGCUGGAGUACUGUGUCCAGUUCUGGGCAUCACAUUUUAGGAAAGAGGUGGAUAAAUUGGAGAGAGUCCAGAGGAGAACAGCAGAAAUGAUAACAGGUUUAGAAACCUGACCUACAAGGAAAGGUU